Tripterygium wilfordii is the source of this 1487-nucleotide messenger RNA. Its product is annotated as KH domain-containing protein At5g56140. Gene Ontology annotation, biological process: regulation of mRNA splicing, via spliceosome. The record is from RefSeq and is a predicted model, not a curated record. Bases 96 to 1007 code for a protein of 303 amino acids. The transcript is spliced from 7 exons. NCBI's taxonomy places the organism in Eukaryota, Viridiplantae, Streptophyta, Magnoliopsida, Celastrales, Celastraceae. Gene Ontology annotation, molecular function: mRNA binding. Gene Ontology annotation, cellular component: nucleus.
CGCUGGAUAGACAAAAAGCGUCUGGUUGGGAUCGCUCCCCCACCAGUCUCAAAACCACAGCUAACAGUGCGCGACCACCGACGAGAGGAGCAAGAAUGACAUCUUCGGGUGUCGGAGGAGGAGGAGGUGGCGGUGGUAGGUACAUGACUUACUCUCCGUCACCCUCUGUUCCUCACUCUCCUCACAUAUCCGGGUUACGGUCCGCUCCUUCGUCCGUCUCCGCCAUUAGGCUGGAACAGGAGAAGUAUCUCUCUGAGUUGUUGGCGGAGCGCCAGAAACUUAGUCCGUUUAUGCCUGUGGUACCAAUUACUUAUCGAUUGUUAAAUCAAGAAAUAUUGCGUGUAACCACGCUGUUGGGGAGUGCAUCAGUUUUAGGGCAGAGUGGGAUUGAACGUGCUAGCCCCCUGGCUUCCGGAGGGAUAUUCUCAAAUGGAGGAGCCGAUAUGAAUGGAUGGGCGUCACGUUUUCAAUCAGAUAUGUCGGGUUUAUUACAGCCCUCAUCAAAACAAAACUGGUUGAGUUCUCAAGGUAGCUCAUCUGGCCUUAUUGUUAAGAGAACUAUGAGAGUGGAUAUUCCUGUUGACAAGUAUCCUAAUUACAAUUUUGUUGGGCGACUCCUUGGCCCUCGGGGGAAUUCUCUUAAGCGAGUGGAAGCAACUACAGAGUGCCGUGUUCUUAUCAGAGGGCAUGGUAGCAUCAAGGAUCUAGCCAGGGAAGAAAUGAUGAGGGGGAAACCAGGGUAUGAGCAUCUGAAUGAACCUCUCCAUAUCCUCAUCGAGGCAGAAUUACCAGUAGAAAUAGUUGAUGCUCGCCUAAUGCAAGCACGUGAGAUACUUGAAGAUUUAUUGAAACCUAUUGACGAAUCUCAGGAUUUCUACAAAAAACAACAGCUAAGAGAGCUAGCAAUAAUCAAUGGUACGCUUCGUGAUGAAGGUUCUCCCAUGUCUGGUUCGGUAUCCCCCUUCCACAACAGCCUUAGUAUGAAGAGGGCCAAGACCAGAGGGUGAGGGAUCAUUGCUUCGAGUGGCAUUUGGAGCAUGCUUUGAGUUUAGUUUCUGCCAGUACACAGUAAUUCCCACCCAACAGGUGUUGCUGUCGGCCAAUGCAUCCACCUGCCAUCAUAGCACUGGCUUUGCUAGCGUGCCAAGUUCUAGCCUGUUGUUAUAUGAAGUGUGUUUAUCGUAAGUUUGGAGGAGAGGUUAAUGGCAGUAUCAUGUGGUGAAGGACUGAGUUCGAGGAUUUGCUUUUAGGCUGUUUGGGUGGAGCAGUGUCUCACUGAGAUUGUCAGUUUAUUAUUAGGCUUAUCGUAUGCUUUUAAUGAAAGUUCUGGUAUAAUGAUGUUGUAGUUAUUAUGCUUGCUAAUAUCCUGAUAGUGCACUGUUUGUAUUCAUUAAAGGUAGUCGAACUGUGUGAAAUUUGUGCGCGAUGGAAAUUUUAUUCGUGUUUAGAUUGUAAUUGAAAUUGGCCAAGGCGUUCUUGUCAUGAUU